Metarhizium album ARSEF 1941 is the source of this 2121-nucleotide messenger RNA. RefSeq lists its product as uncharacterized. The transcript is spliced from 2 exons. The coding region runs from base 1 to 2121 and encodes 706 amino acids. Lineage: Eukaryota; Fungi; Ascomycota; Sordariomycetes; Hypocreales; Clavicipitaceae. The record is from RefSeq and is a predicted model, not a curated record.
AUGCCCAACCUGUACUCGAUCCCCGAACACAACGACACCUCGGAUGCCAGGCGGCCACGAACUCCUGCCCGACCUUCGACUGCAGGCGAAACUUCUACAUAUCGCAUGUAUCCCGAGACUCAAAGGACGAGAACGGAACGCAAAUCGUCCUUGGAAGCACCGCCAAUCCUCAACCGCCCACAGAAACUGUCAGGAACACUGCGAUCCUCCUGGGCAACUGGUCGACUCCAGGGACCUGCGGGAGCUUCAAGGACAAGGAGUUCGUCUUGGGGCAAUGGAUUCAACCAUGACCAAGUCGACCCGUACACUUGGAGAUUGACUUACGUGCAGCCGCCAAAACCUACGUCCGCGCCCAACAUGCGAAGGAGCAGCGCUAGGGUUGGGGACCUGUUUGCUUCGCUGCCAGGCGAGAUCUUGGACGUCAUUCUCCAAAUGCUCAAACAGAUUCACCUCGAAAACGGAAGUGGUAGCUGUGCUACAUGCUGGAUGCGGGACGCCUGCAAUGUUGCGGUUUGUUGCCGAAGGUGGUCCAAGGCUGCACGACUGGCGCUAUACCAAGAUAUUCAACUCGUCGGGCCGGAUUCGGCAGCCCACAAGAAAAAGCUCAAGCUGAUACAGGGGUGUCGCAUGGCCCUGUUACGACGCACCUUGCGAGCCAACGCCGAGAUUGCGUCAAUAGUACGCUCACUACGGGUCCCUUCGCCUGCGAUGACGAUUGGAACGUCGAAUACGAAGGGUUCCACGACGUUUUGGCAGUAUGAAGACAAUGUCGCGGCACUGGUGAUGGCCUGCCCCAACCUUGAGAGGCUGCUGGGGCCAGCAUUCACUUAUGACCAUUCGUUCAAGAGAUUGUUUCAUGCUCUGUCUACGAGGUCAAACCUCAGGGAUAUGAAUUGGCUGAUUGGGUCUCCUUGCUUGACGACACAACAAGCAGGCCCGGCCCCGAGCAAAGACUGUCCUUUUGGGACCAGCAACGAGCUACAGCCUCAUCAAGUCACUACCUUUUUGGAACGACAUCGUGGCUGGACCAGGUUAACGAGCCUUUCCGUGCGGUGUCUAGCUGAGGCAACGCUCGCGCCGCAGACGUUGCUGGCCAAAACUCUCACCCUUCUCCCGUCUCUGCAGCAUCUACACCUGUGCAACUUGGCGCCAAGUGCAUUCAACGACGUGAAUCUCCUGGCCCUGCCCCCGUUGCAAAGUUUGACUCUUUCAAGCAUUCGUGGCAUCUCAUGUAAUGGCCUGUCGUCUUUUGCAACACGAUCUGCCAGCCGGCCUCUUCGACGCCUCCUUCUUCGCCACACACCGCUCACCUCCUUGCCCGCCCUCGCGCGCAUCUUUUCCAACUUGCAGUGCCUGUCGAGCUUUUCGCUGGUACAAACCUUCCCCCCAUUGAUGCCCGAGUCGGAUACGUUUACGCUCUGGAUGAUGCCAUAUUUGGCGUCGACGAGCGUCAAGAAACUGCACUGGGAUAUCACCAGUCAUCCCGAGUGCAGCAACGCCGCAGACGACAUUCUCGCCCGGAGCAUCAAGGCGGGCGGGUUCCCGUCGCUGAAAACGCUACGGGCGCCCAACGACCCCGACGGUCUGUUCCAAGAGCUGUGUCGACCCGUGGAGAGGGUCGACCUGCCGAGUGACCGUCUCCGAACCACGUCCAUGUUGGGAUACGAAAGCCUACCCAGCUCCCCGACAAAGCAUCUCGUCAAAUCACCCACAACGAGCUCUCUGCCUUGCAUCAUGACCGUAAGCCCUCACACCAACCUCGUCCUGGCGCGGCUGGCUGCCCAGGCCCGCCUCGAUCGGUCGCGGGACUCGCACGUGUUUCAAGUCAAUGUCACCGACGAACAAGGCGACUUGGUGGAAACGUUUGGACUUGCAGGGUACAUUGGCACGGUGGGCAGCCAAGUCCACUAUGACCUCCUGCCGGAUGAGGGAUCCAGCGACGACAAGGGCGGCCUCGUUGACGUCCCUGAUUUGCACGACGACCCGGAUGACUGCCUGGCCAUGAGACGGGGAGGAUGCACAGGAAGCUGGAACUGGCGAGAGGGAGUCGUGGCCGACAAGAGAGAAAAGGAACGGUGGUGGCAUACGGAGAGGGCGCGGUGGCGCCAAGUCGAGCUCUGA